GUGAGUUUACCAAUUUAUGGGUAAAUUAAUUUACUCAUAUUUGGUUGAAAAAUAGGACUUUGUUGUUCUUAUUUCAAGCUCUGAAUAUAAAUCAUUAAACCGGUCCUGCAGUUCAUGAAGCGAGAAGCGAGCGAUAUCGGAUUUGCUAUACGCAACGGACGAACCCCAAGCCAGCAGCUGCCAGCAGUUCUUUCGAGCCUCUAACGAUCCUUGUGGAGCCCUCGGAUCCGUGACCCAAUAGAAUGUACCGAAUCAGCAGUCAUCCUCUUCAAUCAUCCUUCUUCUACAACGGCCGUAUAAAUCUGAUCUUCAAGCAAUGAGUGGAAUCAGCUACCGACGAAAAUUUUUUGUUCUUUAUCGGUCGCUUUCAAACAUCCGGACAACUAUCAAUAAAAAUCCAGCGCUAUGCCGUCUCAACUUCUGCCAACCUCCGGAAGAUCGACAACCAAUAGUGUCCUCUAUGAAUCAUCUACUGGUCAACAGUCAAUUACGAUAAAUCACGGCUCAAUUACGGGUCGGAACACGGCUAUGCCCUUCUGCGUAAAAUGUCAAAUCACGAGACAGGUGUCCCUUCAUCGAAUCAACAGUGAAAAUACUGUCAUUCUCUUUUAUCGCCGGGAGGCUUGUUUUGUAAUGCACCCGGACGACCCGGGUACGAGGCAAGAUACUUUAGGAGUAUAUAACGAUUUCUUCGUUUUUCUUCCAACGAUAUACCAGUAUGAAUACCCCAUCCACCCCAACGAAAUCAGCUUCAAUGAAGAGCGCACAUCUGAUGUGGAAAUCCACUAUACCCACCAAAUCAGCGACCAUGACACGUACCUCAUCAACAUGAACCGGAUUCGCCAUGGACCAUCACCCGAGCCACCACCCACAUUCUGCUGCAAUCUCCACAACGAGAAAACACUGUUUGGGUUUCAUAACAGGAAUGUGCCGCAAUAUACCACUAGCGGGGGAAUGUAUCAAUAUCAUAUAUACACUGCAUUACACCAACGGAGCCGGGAGUGUCAUACCUGUGAUGAAUCCGGUGACUAAAUACAUUUUUAUAAGGUUCAGCAGUUGUUCAGCUUAUUCCACGCAUAUCGGAAACACCCAAUGAAUGACACGAUGUGGAGUCUACGAUUAGAGCAGAAACUACCUAUAGGGUUGUAUACAUUAGAUUAAUUGUAUCUAUCUACAUAUUGGAAUAAUU
Molecule: messenger RNA, 1189 nt
Organism: Armigeres subalbatus
Lineage: Eukaryota; Metazoa; Arthropoda; Insecta; Diptera; Culicidae
Exons: 5
Coding region: 406-1032 (208 amino acids)
Source: RefSeq, a predicted model, not a curated record